Molecule: messenger RNA, 3733 nt
Organism: Porites evermanni
Lineage: Eukaryota; Metazoa; Cnidaria; Anthozoa; Scleractinia; Poritidae
Source: the annotation of a GenBank genome assembly
UUUUUUUCUCUUUUUUUUCAGCUGAAAGAAUUUGAAAUCAUUGGCAGGGCACUGCCAACAGAGAAGAACUCUUCUCCUCCACUCUACAAAAUGAGGAUUUUUGCCCCUGAUGAGGUCAUAGGGAAAUCAAAGUACUGGUACUUUGUUUCCAAACUUAAGAAGAUCAAGAAGUCAACUGGAGAGAUUGUUUCCUGCAGACGGGUUUGUAUAUUCAUGUCCUUAAACUACAUGGGCAGAUCCAGGAAUUUUCGAUUGGGGGUCCAAACUUUGGCUCAGAAAGGACUGUUGAAAUUUUUUUUUGGGGGGGGGGGGGCAAUUUACUUCUCACUUACUUACUUACUUCUUUUUUAAUCUGUGAACGUUCAUCACCGUUGGGCAGGAAAUUUUGCUUUGGGAGCAGAGGUGAACAGAUCAUAGGAGGGUGCCCAAAAACAAUUACAUUUUUUUAUUAUCCCUGGAAUUUAGUGUAGUGGCAAAGUGCAAAGUGUGUUUCACUAAAUAAAAUCAACCUGUUUAAAAGUGGUAUAUGAUCCUGUCACUGUAAGAAUUUCAGUCUCAAACAAGUGUCGCGUCUGAAAGGGGGUAGGGGGGUGUCUAGAUGCCCGGACCCUCCCCCUGGAUCCACCGCUGAACUAAUAACUGAGUGGGUCAAGUGAGGGCUUAAGCCACUGUGUAACUGUAUAUUUUGUUGUAUUCCAAGCUUUUGCAGAUGCACAGCAUCAUCAGAAAAUGAUGAUUCUCUGAUUAAAUACCUUUCAUUAAGAAAGCGGUUUUAGUUUGAUUAGAUCGUGAUUACUAUUUCACACAGAAUUCCUUGAAAAUGUCCAAAGCUAUAUAAUCUGUGUUUUUAAACACGAAACUUGAUAGUGGACGUCCAUAUUAUUGACAGUUGUCAAAAAAGGCUAUCCACUGACCAGUGUCACAUGACUGUAUCACAGGCUCAAGCGUACAAGUCAUUGAGGUGACGUGUUUUUUUAAAGUUAUCUGCUGACUAGUUAUUGGUUUUUAAUUGACUGCCGGCUAAGAUAUAAAAAUUCUCAUUGUCAAAGAAGCUGUGUCCUUGAUCCAACCCAUCGCCAGGUUUGUUUCUGUUCUGUGAACACAGCCUCAAAUGACCUGUUACACGGGGUUGUUGAAAAUUUCUUCCGGUGUUCUUAUUCAGUUCAUUUAAAGAACAGUGCUAAGCAGGCCAUAUGAUAAAUAACUUAUUAACCUCGUCUGUUCAGUAAUUACAGGGAAAUCUCAGACCUUGGCCUUGAUGUAUUGACCUCACUAUCACUCGGCCAAUACAUCAAGACAUUGAAAAGAGCUCUCAAAUCAGUCCGCUUAUGCUUGUUUCUCUCUGUGAUAUAGAUUUAUGAGAAAAAGCCCCUGCAGAUCAAGAACUUUGGUGUGUGGUUGCGUUAUGACUCUCGCAGUGGUACCCACAACAUGUACAGGGAAUAUCGUGACCUGACUGUGGCUUCUGCAGUUACUUCUUGCUGUUAGUAUCAGCUUUCUAAGUUUACAGUGGAACCUCCAUUAACCUCUCUUACAACGGCCAGUUCUCUACAAUGGCCAUUUCUCUGGCCACUUUCUUCUGUCCCCAAGGUGGCCAUUGUGGAGAGGUUCAUUACUAUUGUUGGAGUAAAUUUACCUUGUGCAACUUACCGUGUGGCACAAAGUUUUUGGGGAAGUUUAUUUUUGCAGAUUGGCCAUUUUUGGUGUUUUGUGUGAACUAAUUUUUGCGAUUAGGACAGAUUGUUUUUUUUUGCUGGGAAUUAAUUUUUGCGAUUUUCAGAAAGUACCCAGUACCCAGUAUUGAUAAUAAUUUCGCUUUUGUUAAUUAUGUGCAAUGGAAAUACAAUUUAAGUUUACUCAAAGUAAAUUUUUGCGGGAAAAAUGUUUGCGGUAAUUUUUAUCUUUGCAGGAACUUAUUUUUGCAGAUCGCUGGAAAAAUCGCAAAAACUAGAACCCGCAAAAUUUUUUACCACACAGUAUUUCCUUAAACUUUUAAAAAAUUGUCACCUUCUUGAGUGGCAUGCUUUAGCAUGGAUUAAGUCAUGAAAUUGGGCCUAAUACAAUUGCAAUGCCCUUAAAUUUCCCGCAAAGCCAACCAAAUUCUUUCAUGAACAGGAAAAAAAUGGUCGCAAUGGUGGACAUCCAAACAACUUUGUUCAUUACAGAAAAGUGGCUCAUGUUCCCAAAAUAUUUCAUAUUCCCUAAGUCUACUGUUAGCAACUUAUGGUGUAGUAGCUUUUUAGAAUUGGCAACCACUUUGAAAUAUUUUAGGAGCUAAGUAGCUGUUGGAAAAAACAUUAAUUUCAUGCCCUGUUAGGGAGGAUGGGGAAGAAUUUUGUGCCCAGGUUUUGAGCCUUAGAGUGACGUCAAUGAGAAUUACUGUACCUGACAAGUUCUUGAAUACCAGGUUAAUACCAGAGGAGAUUUUUGUGGAGUCGUAAAUGUUUCCCGAUUUUAGCGUAUUCACAGACAUUUAACCACAUCCGUAAAUCUAAGGACAUACAAAUCGGAUACAGAGCUUUUACUUCAAAAUCUCCAGGCACAUGACCAGACUAGGACAAUUCUAGUUUGGAUUAGUUGGAUUAGCACAUCUGCAUGUAAUCUGCAAAAUGGAUGCAACAUCAAAAUGUUCCAGAUUUUCCACCAAUCUGGAAAAUCUCCUCCAGUGUAAACUUAGCUUUGGAAAGAGGUCAUACUCUAAUGUUCUGUGGUCACAAGGUUGGGGGGUUGUGUACAGUUCUAACAACUCUAUGUAAAAAACAACAUGAGUAAGCUCUAACUUAUGUGUAAAUGAUUGGUUGAUUUUUGUUUGCAGACCGGGAUAUGGCUGCCAGGCAUCGUGCACGAGGCUCAAGUAUUCAGAUCAUGAAAGUUGAUGUUAUUCCAGCCAACAAGUGCCGAAGGCCACAUGUCAAACAGCUUCAUGUAAGCUAUUUUUUUAAAAUUUUUGUUAAUAAUUUCAGCAAUGAUUCAAAUGCACCAAUCAUCAGCAGUUGGUGAGGUGGUGUUUGGUAAGGCAGGUCUCUCAGUACGAUCCAGUUUGUUCAGAUAUCUGUUUUGAAUCAGCCACUUCUGUGCUCUGAAGGUCAAUUGAACUAUUAUCAUUCUGUAUUAUACUACAAAGGUCUUAAAUCACUACCUUUAAAUUAGCUUACUUCACAUCUUUAUGUACACUGUAUGAAAAGUUAUUGAAACUCCUGAAAAUUAUGGCACAUUGCUAGUUGUUAACAUCAUCCAAUAAACAGCAGCAAUAAGCAGACAAGAUCAGGGUUGUCAGGCUGUGUUGUCAAAGUAAGCGGCUAGUCCAGAGAUAUUUUAUUUAAAAAACACCAUCCGUAAAGAAGUGCCAAGCAGAGUAGUUGGCCAAUACUAAUGAAGUAGGCGGCGAUUUUCGCCAGCAGCCAGCUACUUUUGACAACCCUGCGAGAUGUUAUUCCCACAAACUUUAGGAAUGAACACUCGGGUUGUUCUGUUUCUUGGGUCACCAAGAGAAUAAAAAUUACUAAGCAUUUAACUAGGCAUUUUACCCUUACAGAAGGGUAGUUUUGAUACGUUUACAUUAAAGUAUGAUUUUGGGAAUAUGCUUGACCACAUGAAUUUAGAUUGAUGCCUGUUUGUUACAUUUGUUUUUGUUUCACAGAAUUCCAAGAUAAAGUUUCCUCUGCCCCACCGUGUCAUCAAGUCGCACUUCAAAUCUAAGUUUGUGGCUAAGCGUCCCAACACCUUCUAUUAA